Meloidogyne enterolobii is the source of this 252-nucleotide messenger RNA. NCBI's taxonomy places the organism in Eukaryota, Metazoa, Nematoda, Chromadorea, Rhabditida, Meloidogynidae. The record is from the annotation of a GenBank genome assembly.
AUGGGUCAGGUUUCAAUUAAUGGGCAUUGUUACAAUUAUGUAGCAUAUGGAGGGUUCUGCGAAUACAGCAAACAGUGCAAUUAUCUUGGAAGUAUUUGCUUCCAAAAGCGUUGUGUUUGUCCGCCGGGACAGUUAUACAACGGAAAGCAGUGUAUCAAUGAUCCGAAUAUUCCAAAUGGUAAUUAUGUAUUUUUAUUAAUUGAUUUAGAGAAGUUACAUAUGAAGAAAGACAAAAUGAAAUUAUCUCACUAA